CAACCCAUACUAUGCAACAAUGGCGGCUCCCUGCGCUUACAAACACGGCGCAUGAGUUCCUGUGUGUUGUAGGAUGAACCCAACGCGUUUAUGGUCGAGAUGGUCGGAAACUGUCAUCUGGAUUUAGUAUAACACAUACACUGAGGAAUUUUGUCUGCUUUGUAAGAUCCAGAGCACAAGACACGACCGAUACGAAUUAAAGAAACAAGAGGGCACUAAACACAGAGAUCCCCCUGAAAACGUGAUGUCCGGUGCAGCUCAGAGCGGUGAUGGUGGAGCAGGACACGACACAGAAGCUGAUGGGGAACCUCCUCGUGAGGCUUAUCAUCAGGGAGAGGUGGAAGGAGAAGAGCCAGCAGCAAAACAGCCUCGACUGGAGCAGGAAGAUGUAGGUCUUGAGUUAGAAAUGAUACAGAUGGCUGUGGUGCCUUCAGCAGACACAUGUGGGAGCCAUGGUGCAGCUGCGACUUCAGAGGAAGUCGCCUGUCAUCAGACUGAUGAAACAGGACAGGCUAUGGGGCCUGAGGACAUUGAAGGAGAUGGGGACAGAGAAACACUCAGACCGACUGAGGAGGACAUAGCAGAUGAGCCUGAGAAGUACAAUUCACAAGAGCAGAGCUGUCAGGGCCUCGACUUCAGCCAGAGCCCUCAGAUGCUGACGGGCUCCUGGGCCGAGUACACUCACACCGCUGAGAAUUACCUCAGAGGCUGCAAAUGGGCUCCGGAUGGUUCCUGCAUUGUCUCAAACAGCGCUGAUAAUGUUCUUCGUGUGUAUAACCUCCCGCCUGAGCUGUACAGCAGCCACUGGGACAUGCUUUCUGAAAUGAGUCCAGUGCUGAAGAUGGCUGAAGGAGACACCAUCUAUGACUACUGCUGGUUCCCGAAGAUGACGUCUAUGGACCCAGACACAUGCUUCAUUGCCAGCAGUAGCCGAGACAACCCCGUCCACAUAUGGGACGCGUUUUACGGGGACCUCCGGGCAUCUUUUCGCCCCUACAACCACCUGGAUGAGCUGACAGCGGCCCAUUCGCUGUGUUUCUCUCCCGACGGCUCUCAGCUCUACUGCGGCUUUGACAAAACCGUCAGGGUCUUCCACACCGAGCGUCCUGGGAGAGACUGCGAGCAGAGGCCCACCAUGGUCAAGAAACAGGGUCAGACUGGCAUUAUCUCCUGUAUAGCCUUCAGUUCGUGUCAGUCCAUGUACGCCUGUGGGUCGUACUCUCGUUCGGCCGGUCUCUACUCAUGUGAGGACGGUUCUCUGCUGGCUCUGCUGCCCGCUCGACACCGCGGAGGACUUACACACCUGCUGUUCUCACCCAACGGCUAUCACCUGUUCACGGGCGGCCGUAAGGAUUCGGAGAUCCUUUGCUGGGACCUCAGAGAUCCGGGACAAGUUCUGUUGUCCAUGCACAGGAACGUCAACACAAACCAGCGCAUCUACUUUGACCUGGACCAAUCUGGCCGAUAUCUUCUGAGUGGGGACACAGAUGGUGUGGUGUCGGUGUGGGACACCCUCACAGCGCCACCUGAUGGGAACGAGGAGACACUACAACCUGCGCUGCAGUUUCAGGCGCACACUAAUUGCACUAAUGGCAUCAGCGUGCAUCCUUUCAUGCCAUUGGUGGCUUCGUCUAGUGGUCAGCGUAAUUUCUGUUGGCCGUCUGACAGCGAGGACUCUGAGUCUGAUUUGGAUGAGGGGAAUGUGAUGUCAUCAAACAGUGUUCGACAGGACAAUGCUCUGGUGCUGUGGUGGGCCGGCCCAUUGGGCUCAACCAAUGAGAGGGUCCGGGAGGAGGAGCCAGCAGUUAUUGAGAGCUAGAUCUUUUUGAUUGCUAAUCAUCACUUCUGAUGACCCGUAAUCUACUGCCAAACCUAUAAUGAUUGUUUAGGUGAAGAGUGGUGAGACUGUAAAUCUGCAUCGAUUUUAGUUGUAGAAUAGUCCCUUUUUAAAAUCCUGCAGGCUUUUUGUUCUUUGCAUGUUGCUGGGUUUGUAAACCUCAAUCAGUGAAUGUGUAAAAAUCAAGAGUGAAAUCCUUCAAAGUCCAUUGAAUUUAAACCGUCUUGACAGCAAAUUAUUAUUCCGAUCACUUGGGACACUGAUCUGAAAUAUGAAUAAUUCAUUCAUAGAUUUUGUUUUGUUUGGACGGGGACCUAAAUUGAUGUUUACGUUGUUUACCAGCAGUGCUUUCAGGAUGCCCAGACGUCGCUGGAGUGGGAUGACUCUCAGGUUUCUGAUGCAGCAUUGCAGCCUUUACGAUUUGCAUUGGGUUUGUUUUCCUUCACCCAUGUAAAGCCGGUUUCGGGAAACACGUUGAGCCUUGUCUAGGACUUACUUUAAGGACUGCUAGUGAACACAGAAGAGUUAUUUCAGGAGCAGGUUUAAUCCCUGUAUGAGAUGAUUUUGACUAUGGGAAGGCUGUGUGUGAUUGACUCUGACAGUUUAUCUUAUGUUAAAUGUGCUAUAGAGCUACAGUGGGCAGCUGUGAAUAUAUUUUUGUAAGCCAGUAAUCUGCUUCAUUGUGUGUGUGUGUGGUUGUUUUCCUGCCUCUCAGUGGUUCUUGAUUCUUUAGCUGAGGCUGCGCAUUCCCUUUUGUAAUAACCUGUGUUUAUGUUUGUUUGUGUAUGUGUCGGAGAGAAAGAGCCUUUGCAUAUUCUAAUGGUAGCUGUCAUCUUGACACAAUGGUGUGCAUUUUUUAAAAAUGUACACUUUUUACAGCUUUAUCUUGCGUGUAUGUCUGUAAUUUACUCUUUAAAGCAGUGGGUUUGAAUGUUUGAGGCUUGCCGAACAUGUUCUAGUCAGAGUGCUGAGUAUCACAUUACAUUCAGUGCUGAAAGCAUCAGUUGUUUGUACAAAUGUGUAAUGCAAACCUUUUUUUGUACCGUUUCUGUGGAUUGUAAGCCACAUCAUCCAAGUCUGCUUCUGGUUUCUUCUGCUCAGAUGAACCAUUUGUAACAGGUAGAUCACUUUGUGGCUGAAAAUAUUAAUAAACAUGUUUAAAUCUAAAA
Molecule: messenger RNA, 3006 nt
Organism: Carassius gibelio (silver crucian carp)
Lineage: Eukaryota; Metazoa; Chordata; Actinopteri; Cypriniformes; Cyprinidae
Product: telomerase Cajal body protein 1-like
Exons: 11
Coding region: 245-1819 (524 amino acids)
Biological process (GO): Cajal body organization
Cellular component (GO): Cajal body
Molecular function (GO): RNA binding; protein binding
Source: RefSeq, a predicted model, not a curated record